AUUUGUCGUACAAUUACACAACGCCACAGCCGGGAGAUAUUGUAAACAUGCGUGUAUCAGCUGACCCGCACUCUUCUGUCUAUGUCUUGGGGGAGGAUCUCCGAAACCGUGUAUUCGGAACUGAAAACGACAUUUUCUGGACAGAUGUGGUGAAUCGGAUAGCUGAUAUCAGUCCUCAUGUAACUCAAAACAUAGCCAAUUUUAGAAGCCGGGCAAAGCGAGCAGUUGAAGUAAGACGAUUGGUAAAACGCUCACACGGACCACUUGGAGAUCUUGAUGACACAUAUAUUGAAAGUGGAUUGAUAGUUCUUUCUGAUGCCAAAGUAUCUGAGGAAAAGAUAGAUUUGCUUACAACGAAAGGAUAUCCAACCGAGUGUAAAGGAGAAUGGACAACGACACCAGCUUCAUCAUAUUCCACAACGACAGGGCAAGACGAUGGAAUGGAACCGAUGCCGGACAGUAUGCUACCACCAAGGCGGCCUAUGGACAGAUUUCCCAUAGAAGGCAUUGUUGAGCCGGGUCCAUCCCUUGAGGAAAUCGUUCGUACUAGGUUUCCAGACACGUGGUUAUGGGAUGAUUAUAGAAUUGGGUCAAGUGGAGAAAUAAAUGUCAACCUGAAAGUACCCGACUCCAUGACAACGUGGGUGACGUCAGUAUUUGCACUUAACCCGAAGACGGGAUUUGGAAUUUAUGAUUUAAAGCCAGAGGUAACAGUUAGAAAAAUGUUUUUUCUUACAAUGGACCUUCCAGCGUCGAUUGUUCUUGGCGAAGAGUUUCUCCUCCAGAUUACAGUUUUCAAUAACUACCCUGUGACUAAAAUGGUUUUCCUACAGAUAACGAUGUCUGAUAAUCCGAACAACCUUUUUCCAGCUUCGACUAAAGUGAAAGGAAAUGACGGUCAUUCAACAUUUAUUCGAUUUCAGCCUGAACAAAUUGGAGUAUUAAAUAUAACAGUUAAAGCAUUCAUCAUGGACAAUAUGUUCUUUCCUGUACCAGACAUAAUAAUGAAAAGUGUUAUAGUACGGCCGAAUGGCGUUUUUAAAACAACCAAUGAACAACAUUUGAUAUCCGUUACUCCAGCUUCCAGCCCAGUUACAAAACAAAUUACCAUUAUUACUCCUGACAAUAUGGUGGAAAAUUCCGAAUUUACUAUAAUCAUCAUAACCGGAAAUUUCAUGGUACCUAGUAUUGAAGGUUUAGACAGUUUGAUAAAAUUGCCUUAUGGUUGCGGUGAGCAGACUAUGAUUAAUUUUGCCCCAACAAUAUACAUCACGGAUUAUCUUACUAUCGUGGGAAAAUUGACUGCAGAAAUACGACUUAAAUCAGCUGAAAGUUUGCAUAAAGGAUUUCAACAAGAACUGACGUUUAAACGCUAUGACGGCUCAUUUAGCGCAUUUGGAAAUCGUGAUUCGUCAGGAAGCAGCUGGUUGACGGCAUUCGUAUUGAAAUGCUUUGGGGAAGCGAAAGGGCUUAUACAAAUUGAUGAUACAAUUAUGGUGAACGCUAUGACAUGGUUACUGAGGUAUCAAAAUAGUGACGGAUCUUUUCGAGAGCCUGGAAGGGUUAUUCACUACCAGAUGCAGGGUGGUACUUCUUCUGGUAUAACGAUGUCAGCUUUCAUUAUUAUAUCAUUAUUAGAAAACAAAAACAUGGGAGGUGUUCAGGGUUUAACAAGUGCAAUUACAAAGGCUUCGUCAUAUUUGGAAGGAAAACUUCACGAUGUCACAGAUUCUUAUACACUUGCCAUUCUUUGCUACGCUCUUGCAAGUGCCAACAGCCAUUUGAGAUCAACAUGUUAUAUGAAGUUGAAAGAUGCUGCAAUAUACGAUGAUGAUAAGGUACACUGGGAAGCUAAUCGUAAAGUCUCCAAGAGGGAAGUAGGUUCCAAGGUAUUAACAGAUAGAGCACCGGCAAAGGAUAUAGAAGCAUCAUCAUAUGCUCUACUAACGUACAUGAAACUUGGAUACUUCUCAGAGGCUUUCCCUAUCGUUACAUGGCUUGUGUCACAACGAAACCCGACUGGUGGUCAGAGUUCUACUCAGGACACAAUUAUAUCAAUACAAGCGAUGGCCGAAUAUGCAAGUAGCGGGAAUGGUGCACCAGGUCCAGGCUACGGAGUAUUUUUUAGACUAUCUAGUUCAGGGAAUUUCAAACAUGAAUAUUCAAUUAACUCUGCUACUUUCGACUUCGUACAUAGAAUCGAGGUACCAAACGAUGUUGAAACAAUAACGGUUCUAGUUAACGGAUCGGGUUUAGCGGUAAUUGAUGUAUCUACUUCCUAUUAUGUUACUGGAAAUGAAAUUGAUGAUAAGAUCGGAGUGAACGUGACAGUUACAACAGAGCUUAUAAAUACUGUUUCGAUUAAAUCGUGCUUAAGAUGGAAUGGAAGAUUGGAUAGUGGCAUGUUACUUAUGGAGGUCGAAAUGCCAACUGGCUUUCAGUCUAAUGCCACUGUACUAAACCGCCAGAGUAUGAUAAUGAAACACGAAACAAAUGGCAGAAUAAUUGCUCUAUAUUUCAAUGGUGUUAAACCUAGUACAAACAUUUGUGUUGAUGUGAAAAUGGACCGUGUUGACCCUGUUGUUAAAAGUCAAGCAUGUCACGUGAAAGCAUACGACUACUAUGAUCCAGUUCACCAAGCAAUAACUAGAUAUGAAUUUGGACUGCUGAAGAGCUCAAACAUUUGUAACAUUUGUCCUUUGUGUGGAUUCUGUACCAAUGCUGACAAUUGAGGAACGAAAGGAGUUUGCCGAUACGCUAACAAUACCACCUUCUGGAUACCGUAUACAUAUUAAAGUGUACAACGGACUUUAAUAAGAUAGUACAUUAAAUACGUUUAAACUUUAUAUAUGAAAGUUAGAGUUCUUUAUUGGAAUAAAUUAUAACAA
Ruditapes philippinarum (Manila clam) is the source of this 2888-nucleotide messenger RNA. RefSeq names its product C3 and PZP-like alpha-2-macroglobulin domain-containing protein 8. NCBI's taxonomy places the organism in Eukaryota, Metazoa, Mollusca, Bivalvia, Venerida, Veneridae. The transcript is spliced from 27 exons. The record is from RefSeq and is a predicted model, not a curated record. Gene Ontology annotation, molecular function: endopeptidase inhibitor activity. The coding region runs from base 48 to 2732 and encodes 894 amino acids. Gene Ontology annotation, cellular component: extracellular region.